AUUUCAAGGUUGGACGAGUCGAUAUAAUCCGCCCAAACUUUUCAACCAUAAUUAUAGCUGUGUAGGUUUAAUAUAUUAAGUGAGUAUUCGACUUCACGAGUGGAUUUAAGUAUGGAUAUUCUUACCAUUAUCUGCAUUGCUCUAUCGUUUGCAUAUAUCUUGGAAUGGUUUCUGAGAAAACUAAAAAUUGACAACUUCGACAAACGAUUUGUUUUGGUAACAGGGUGCGACUCGGGUUUCGGUUUUGAGUUAGCAAAGAAGCUAGAUAAAAUGGGAUUUAAUGUGUUUGCUUGUUGCCUUACAAAAUCUGCAGUUGAGAAAUUCAAUGAAACAAGUUCUUCGAAAUUGAAAGCGAUAGAAAUGGAUGUCACAAAGGAUGCAAGUAUUGAAAAGACGAUGGAAAUAGUUAAACGGAGUUUACCAAAUGAAAAAGGUUUAUGGGCAGUAGUGAACAAUGCAGGUAUACUUGGGGGAAUAGGACCAACCAUUCUUCAUACAAGACAGGAUUACGAGAAUACACUUGCUGUUAAUUUAUACGGUGUUAUCAUGGUAACGAAAGCGUGCCUGCCGUUAGUUCUUCAAGAACAGGGGAGAAUUGUGAACACUUCAAGUAUAGCAGGAAGAGUUGGUUUCUUUAAUUCUUCUUAUACUAUAUCCAAAUAUGGUGUUGAGGCUUUUUCUGAUGUUCUAAGAAGAGAGAUCUAUAGAACUGGUGCCAAAGUACAAAUCAUCGAGCCAGGAGCAUUCAAAACUCCCAUUUGGAAACCUCUCAAACAGAUGAGUGUCAACAAAAUUGCGAGUUUACCUGCCGAGAUAAAAUCACAGUUUUCCGAUGAUGCUGCGGACAAAAUGGUAGCACCUUACAAGAUUCUGGAGGAAACCGGAUCAACACAAUAUAAUCUUGUUGUUGACGCAUACAUCCAUGCGAUAACAGCUAAGUUUCCAAGAAAAAGGUACCUUGUAGGCACAGAUGCCAAAUACACCUAUCGGUUUCUAUGGAAUUUGCCUGAAAUUAUAAGUGAUUAUUUCUUUUACAAACAAGGAAUUUACAAUGUUUAGAACCACUGUCUAUAAUGAGGACUGACGAACACUGCUGAUGACGUCCUUCUGGAAAAUACACAAGUUUAUCAAAUCAUACAGUUAAAUAUCAUAUAGUUUAUACAAUUAUAAGUGUAUCAAGCAGAAUAUCUGUAUUCAGGAAUUUUUUAAAAAGGGGUCGGGUGUCGGGAGAUGCAUGGCCGAAUUUCAGUCACUUGCUUUUCAUCAUUGGAGCUUCGAAUCCUGACAGGGACUAGGAAUUGUCAGCUCUGAUCCCGCCCGGAACUAAGUAAUGUCAGUUCGGAUCCCGUCAGGUCCCUAUAACUAGAAACCUUGUUAUUUUGCAAAUCACUCUUCAAUUUUUAUGUCGCCUAGCACCGUACCGUUUACACAUAUUAUUAUUAUUAUUAUUAUUAUGUUAUUUAUGGAAACAUGUAUAUUUGACAUAACAACUUUCAGUUAGUUGUAAUUAUAGACAUUUGUGUCGUUACGCAGUAAAAUACUUCAAGUCAUAUGUUUCAUGUACUGAAUGCCAUUACUUGGCUUGUACAACGGAUUUUAAAUUAUCCAGGACUAUAAAAUAUUUUUAGAUAGCAGUACAAGACUGACGGACCUUCUUUAUGACUUUUCUUUAUUCUUAGUGUGACAGCCAUCUUGAAUUCAAUUGGAUUAAAUUCUUUUUGUACAUCUUUUUGUGAAAAAGGGGUUGCUGCUAAAUAGAUUUACAGUUUUUUUACAGCACAAAAUCAUUAAGGCUACUAUCAUACUUCAAUCCAGGACACAACUCUUUCACAAACAGCGCAAGAAUGAUAACACUUUAGAUCUUGAAACUUUCCUUUAAUAGAUGGUGAUGAAAAUAGGUUUAUCUAACAUCUUCGAAAAAAAUAUAAAAAAGCUUUUUUUAUAUGUAAGUAAUUGAUAUAUUUAUAAUAAUAUAUGGAGAAUAAAUAAAUACACGAUAAUUAAAAAUGA
Molecule: messenger RNA, 2010 nt
Organism: Ruditapes philippinarum (Manila clam)
Lineage: Eukaryota; Metazoa; Mollusca; Bivalvia; Venerida; Veneridae
Product: 17-beta-hydroxysteroid dehydrogenase type 6-like
Exons: 5
Coding region: 112-1059 (315 amino acids)
Molecular function (GO): oxidoreductase activity
Source: RefSeq, a predicted model, not a curated record